GUUUGUAAAUAGUUGCACCUACUAUGGGUUAACCAUGGCUGCCAGCAACCUUGGAGGAGAUGUGUAUGUUUCUACAGCUCUUAGUGGGUUGAUAGAGAUUCCUGCAUGUAUCACAGCUGCUGCAGUUAUUGAUAGAGUUGGUCGACGUAUAACAUUAUGUACAGCUAUGCUGUUGGGAGGAACAGCCUGUAUUUGCAUUCAGUUUAUACCAGUGAAGUAUGUUACUGUCAUAACUGGUCUCGCACUUUGUGGCAAAUUAAGCAUUUCUGCAAGUUUUUCUGUUGCUUAUGUUCAUAGUGCUGAAAUAUUUCCCACCAUUAUUCGUAACUCGGCUGUUGGCAUUGUUUCUGUUGCUGCAAGGGUGGGUGGCAUAGUUGCUCCCUUCAUCCUUAUGCUGGGUGACUACAUUCCAAAUAUGCAAUUUACUGUCUUUGGUAUAAUGACAUUCUUGGCGGGAAUGAUGAACCUGAAGCUGCCUGAAACACUGGGGCAACCAAUGCCUGAAAACAUAGCAGAUGUAAUUGCAUUCCGUAAUAAUGAGAAGGUAGUGAAAUCUGGUAAGAAGUACCAGAAACUGAAGAUGCUUGAUGAAGAGGUGGGGGCUGAGACUGUGAGGCCUCGCACCCCUACCAAGAAGGGGGAAGUUGGAGAAGACCAGGAACCCCUUCUGGAAGAGUAGCAGCUGAUGGACUUAAGACAUUUUAGACAAAAUUUUUCACCUUUACAGAUAUGAGUGAGAUUUUAUGAAGAGGUUAUAAAGCUUUUUCUUUCUUGUUGUUCUUCGUCAUCAUUAUCUAUUUAUUAUUAUUAGUAGUAGUAAAAUUAUUAUUAUAAUAUAUAUUUAGAUGAUGAUGAUCAUCAUUAUCAUCAUCAUUGUCACUGUUGUUAUUAUUGUAACGGUUACGUUGUCAUGGUAAUGGUGAUGAGGAUGAUGAUUAUGAUCAUGAUUAUGGUCAUGAUGAUUAUUGUCAUGAUGAUCAUGAUCAUCAUCAGCAGCAUCAGCAGCAAUAUUGGUAUUAAUUUUAUUAGUAAAAUUAAUGUUAUUAAUAUUAUCAAUAUUGAUUGUAGUAGUAUUGAUGAUGAUAUUGAUAUUAUUAAUAAAAGGGUGACUAAGCACUGGUUAAACUAUUUACUUCUAAAGAAACUAAACAAACCAAACUCAUUAUUGUCAUCAUUAUCAUUAUAUGUUUAUAUACUGUUGAACUUAACUGUUUUUUUGAUACAAAUAAUUAUAUGAUUCUUUCAAUGAAUGGAUUUAUAUACAGGUAUAUAUAUAUUUUAUGCAAACAAAAGGAGAGAGUUGAUAUUGAGCAAACAUGUGUGUUCAAAGUGGUGAUUAACAUGUUAAGCUGUUUUAACCUAUUUCAAAUGAUAAUAUAUAUAUAUGAAAUACGUGUUAUAAGGUACUUAAUGAGUUAAGAUUAAAAUGUAGUGCAAUGUUUUUUAAUUUAUAUUAUGUUUUUAGGGUUUGAAGAUUUGAUUUUUUUUAUAUAUUACAAGUAGGAAAUUACUUGUUCCCUUCAAAACUAGAAUAAUUGCUUUAGCCUUAUAAGUGUUCAUAUAUUUAUUUUAAAAUAUUGAAUAGUAAAGUGUAUAUACAGAUAUGAAUAUUUACAGGCUUGAAACAAUACCAGUCUGGUGCUUUUUAAUGUUUUAUCAUAAUACAGUUCAGUCUACCUGGCUUGAAAUAUAUUUUAUUUGUAAUUAAAUACAUUUAGCUAAUUUUCUGCCUGCCAUUUUUUAAAAUGUUUUAUUAUUUUUGUCAAACAUUCCAUUGAUGCUAUUGAUCAGUCAGGAUGAGAUUGAGGAUAAUUUAUAGCUCAAUGCUUUAUUCCAUUUAAAAUAACAGGUAAAUAAUCUUUUUUAUAAAUUUUUAAAGUCACACCAAAACCACUCUUGCACUUAAAUAUACUAUAUUUAAAUAAUAGAUUAUUCCAAAACACUCCAUCAUGCAUCCUGUUAUAUGCACAUAAAGAACUGGUCAAAUAAAGGAAAUACUGCUAGUACUUUAAUACUUGGAUACUUUCUCCACUCUUAGUUUUUUUACGCAGUACUAAUGUUUACCACAAGCAAUAGGAGAAUGGGUCAGCAGUAGUGCCUCUGGCAGUAAUUACAGAUAGCAUUAUUUUUUGGGGAUUAGUAACUCCAGAGAUGCCACUAGUUGUGGUAAAGCUGCUCUCCUUUCAGUUCUUGGUAUAGAUUGGGAAAUGGAGGAUAUUUUUCAGGUAUUGAAGUACCAGCAGUACUUCCCACCCCUGGAACUGCCUCUUUACGCUUCCAUUUGUACAAUAACUUGCAAUAAAUUAAUGAAGAAUUCCAGAAAGAGAACUCUGUUAUUUUUCUUGUGAAUUAACUUUGAAAGUUAAAAUGCUCUCUUUGAAAUAACUUCCAUGACUAUAUAACACUUGAAUGUUUCUAAGACCGUCCACAUCUGCUUGGUCUUUGUGGAGACCAAAACUCCUCACUUUUAUGUGUCUUGGGUAAAAUAUGACAGGGUGUUUUCUGUUACAACAGAACUAUAAGAAGGUUUGAGUACAAUUUAAAGUUGUUGAGCCAUUUUAAAAGAAAGCAUUUAAUAAAGAUUAUGAGAUGUUGGUAA
This is a messenger RNA of Penaeus indicus, 2599 nucleotides long. Its product is annotated as solute carrier family 22 member 4-like. Lineage: Eukaryota; Metazoa; Arthropoda; Malacostraca; Decapoda; Penaeidae. The record is from RefSeq and is a predicted model, not a curated record. The transcript has 4 exons. Gene Ontology annotation, cellular component: membrane. Gene Ontology annotation, biological process: transmembrane transport. The coding region runs from base 35 to 679 and encodes 214 amino acids. Gene Ontology annotation, molecular function: transmembrane transporter activity.